Messenger RNA from Salvia miltiorrhiza (redroot sage), 2477 nucleotides. RefSeq lists its product as uncharacterized. The transcript has 3 exons. Bases 386 to 2326 code for a protein of 646 amino acids. Lineage: Eukaryota; Viridiplantae; Streptophyta; Magnoliopsida; Lamiales; Lamiaceae. The record is from RefSeq and is a predicted model, not a curated record.
CUUACCUGUACCACACCCUGUAUCUGUAGUACCUUCAAAAAACAUUGACUUUACUCAAACCAAAAUCAACCUCUAAACAAAAACCCAUUAUUUUUCAUUCCACCAGAUUUAUUGCUCCAAUUUUUGAAUUAUAAUAUCACAGAAACCGCUUUCUUUUUCUAUCUACCUGUAAAGAUCCUGCCAAAAUAAAAAAUACAUUGUAAAUUGUAAUUGGCUUUGAUGCUGAUCAGUCCUUCUCACUUUCUCAGUGUUCCUUCAGUUGCGACGGCUGCAAAAAUCAAGUCCGGCCCGGCCCGCAGCUCAAGCUAAUCAGCAAAAUUCAAGCAAUAUAAGGGCAAAUAUUGGUGGAGUUGGAAGAAAAAAAAAUUGAGUUAGAAUACGCAGAAUGCCGAAGCACAUUCAUCGCGGGGUGAUGAUGGAGGGUAUCGCAAUGCCGACGAAAACAAGGAAAAGAGGGUGCUCGUCCUCGUCGUCUUCUUCCUCGAGAAUUCAUCACUACAGGUUGAAUAAGCGGGCCAUUGUGGUGGGCCGGAGUCGGGCCGGGCUCGGGGGGUCCAGAUCCGGCACCCAGGUGCCCACGUGGCGGACGGCGAGUGCCGUAGAGUCACCCAAGUAUUCUCAGAGUGGCAGGCCGGCCCAGCCCGUUUCGGCCCGGCGGCUGGCGGCCACGCUCUGGGAGAUGAAUGAGAUUCCGUCGCCGGGGUUGGGCGGGAGUGAUUUGGAGGCGGUGAAGCAGCAGCUCAGGAAGAGUGGGACCAAGACUGUUUUCAAGAGAGAGAAAAUGCAGUCGGGCUGGGGGCUGCGCUCCACCUCCGUUUCGGUCUCGGGCUCUCUGCCGCCGCAUUUGUCGGAUGCCUCGCACAGCCCGUCUGUUUCCGAGGUUGAUCCAAGUGGAAUAGCGAGUGAGAAGAGGACACCAUCGAUUUCUCGAAGGCACACCUCUGCUGAAGUUGAUUCUAUCAGCAAUGCUAGUUUUAUGGAGGUACUCUUGUUUUUCUUUGGAUACAUUGCAUCUUCAACGGUUGUAUAUCAAGUGCCUGAGUAUGAACAUGGCUUGCAGAUUGAGAGCCGGUCGAGGGCCCCGACUUCGAGUGGAUCGGUUAGUGGCGGUAGGAGUCGCCUAAAGGAUGUAAGCAACGCUUUGACUACGUCGAAAGAGUUGCUGAAAAUCAUCAGCCGCAUUUGGGCUCAUCAGGCGGACCAACCUUCAUCAAGCAUGUCUGUGGUGUCUGCGCUGCAUGCCGAGCUUGAGAGAGCUCGGACGCAGGUCAAUCAUCUGAUGCAAGAGCAACGAACGGGUAGAAACGAGGUCCACCAUCUCAUCAAGUGUUUUGCUGAGGAAAAGACGUCGUGGAAGAGCAAAGAGCAGCAAGCAAUUGAGGCAGCGAUUGCAUCCAUUGCUGGUGAGCUUGAGGUGGAGCGCAAGAUUAGGAGACGGCUCGAGUGCUUGAACAAGAAUCUAGGGAAAGAGCUAACGGAGAUCAAGUCAUCAUUCAUGAAGGCAGUUAGGGAGCUGGAGAGUGAGAGGAGAGCAAGAGAGAUAACUGAGCAAGUAUGCAAUGAAUUAGCAAGGAACGUGGAUGAGGAUAGAGCUCAAGUGGAGAAGCUGAAGAGCGAGUCCAUCAAGAUUCAUCAGGAGGCAGAGAAGGAAAGGGAGAUGCUCGAGUUAGCUGAUAAAUUACGUGAGGGGAGAGUGCAGAUGAAGCUCUCCGAGGCCAAGCAUCAGUUCGAGGAGAAGAGCUCCGCCAUCAGCAAACUGAGGAAACAGUUGGAAGUCUUCCUCGGAGCUAAAAGGGACAAAGAUGACGAGAGAGCAACGUGUUUGAGUAAGCCGAACAUCAGCUCACACGCACAAGACGAUAGAGAGGUUGAGGAUGCUAGAGACAGCAAGGCGGAAUCAGCAGAAGGCGAUCACUUGAUUGAGAGCAAGAACAACACGAGCAAAGUCCACAAAUGGGCUUAUGCUUAUAGCUCCGCCAUUGCUCGUGAUUCCAAGAAAUCACCAGUUGAUGAGAUCAAAGCUAGGAACUCCAUCUCCGGUCAGGUCUCUUGGAGGAGCACCGCACUCCAAAGGGCUAUAUCUGAAGGAGUGGAAGGGGGCAUCCGUCGCCAUGAGAAGGGAGAUGGUUUCGACAGGCAAAGGUUUCCCGAGGUUGAGAAGGAACCACAUAGAAGGAGCUACUUGGAUGAGACGCAGAGAUACAGAGGUGUGAAGGGACUCCACGAGCACGUGGUGUCGAGCCCUCGAUCAUCGUUAACCAGAGACUGCUACAGUCCAUCCCAGCAGAGGGAGCAGCCAUUGCCUUCCAGGAAACCUAAAUGGUGACUUCUUUCUCAACUGUAGUAGGGAAAAAGACUGCUCUUUUAGAAUAAAGAAACAAUAUGAAAUCUUGGAGUUCUAAUUGUGAAAUAUGAAGAAGUUAACAUGAUGUUGAUUUUUUGCAAAUACUUGAAAUCCAGCUUUCAUUUUGCUGCUA